Molecule: messenger RNA, 1244 nt
Organism: Condylura cristata (star-nosed mole)
Lineage: Eukaryota; Metazoa; Chordata; Mammalia; Eulipotyphla; Talpidae
Gene: SMU1
Product: smu-1 suppressor of mec-8 and unc-52 homolog (C. elegans)
Exons: 9
Coding region: 90-1148 (352 amino acids)
Biological process (GO): mRNA splicing, via spliceosome
Cellular component (GO): precatalytic spliceosome
Molecular function (GO): protein binding
Source: RefSeq, a predicted model, not a curated record
ACCCAGACGGAAGUAGUAAAGAGAAGAGAAGAGCAGCAAUUGCUCAGGCCUUGGCGGGAGAAGUCAGUGUGGUGCCUCCAUCUCGUCUCAUGGCAUUACUGGGACAGGCACUGAAAUGGCAGCAGCACCAGGGGUUGCUUCCUCCUGGCAUGACUAUAGAUUUGUUCCGAGGUAAAGCAGCUGUCAAAGAUGUGGAAGAAGAAAAGUUUCCUACACAGUUGAGCAGGCAUAUUAAGUUUGGUCAGAAAUCACAUGUGGAGUGUGCUCGAUUUUCUCCAGAUGGUCAGUACUUAGUCACUGGGUCUGUUGAUGGAUUCAUUGAAGUAUGGAACUUUACGACUGGAAAAAUUAGGAAGGAUCUUAAGUACCAGGCGCAGGAUAACUUCAUGAUGAUGGACGAUGCUGUUCUUUGCAUGUGUUUCAGCAGAGACACAGAGAUGUUAGCAACUGGGGCCCAAGAUGGAAAAAUCAAGGUUUGGAAGAUUCAGAGUGGACAGUGUUUGAGGAGGUUUGAAAGAGCUCACAGUAAAGGUGUCACUUGUCUAAGUUUUUCAAAGGAUAGCAGUCAGAUCCUUAGUGCUUCUUUUGACCAGACAAUUAGAAUUCAUGGUUUAAAAUCUGGGAAAACCUUGAAGGAAUUUCGCGGCCAUUCCUCUUUUGUUAAUGAAGCAACAUUUACACAAGAUGGACAUUAUAUUAUUAGUGCCUCUUCUGAUGGCACUGUGAAGAUCUGGAAUAUGAAGACCACAGAAUGUUCAAAUACCUUUAAGUCCCUGGGCAGCACUGCAGGGACAGACAUCACUGUCAACAGUGUGAUCCUGCUUCCUAAAAACCCAGAGCACUUCGUGGUGUGCAACAGAUCAAACACAGUGGUCAUCAUGAACAUGCAGGGGCAGAUUGUCAGAAGCUUCAGCUCUGGUAAAAGAGAAGGUGGUGACUUUGUUUGCUGUGCCCUCUCUCCCCGUGGUGAAUGGAUCUACUGUGUGGGGGAGGACUUUGUGCUCUACUGUUUCAGCACAGUCACUGGCAAACUGGAAAGAACUUUGACAGUUCAUGAGAAGGAUGUGAUUGGUAUUGCUCAUCACCCGCAUCAGAACCUGAUUGCUACCUACAGUGAAGAUGGACUCCUGAAGCUUUGGAAACCCUAAUUUGACUCUUUUAAGAUAGCUUGAGAGCAUGUGCUUAAAUGAAGACAUAUUCUUGUGUUGCCUUUUUUUUUUUUUUUUUUUUUAAGGCCAGCUUUU